Messenger RNA from Orcinus orca (killer whale), 4326 nucleotides. It is a transcript of the gene FNBP1L, whose product is annotated as formin binding protein 1 like. NCBI's taxonomy places the organism in Eukaryota, Metazoa, Chordata, Mammalia, Artiodactyla, Delphinidae. The coding region runs from base 350 to 1993 and encodes 547 amino acids. The record is from RefSeq and is a predicted model, not a curated record. The transcript has 15 exons. Gene Ontology annotation, molecular function: protein binding. Gene Ontology annotation, biological process: signal transduction.
AACCCUUCGGCGAGCAGACCCUACCAACCUCCGCCAGGCGAGAGCGGGUCCGCCCCAAUCCCAGGGUGCAUCGCGUCCAGCCCCCUCCCCUCUCCGCGUCCCGCCUCCCCGCAGCCCGGGCCCCCUCCCCGCAGGGUUCGGGAGGCGGGGACGCGGCGUCGGCGGCGUCGGCGGCUUCUCCAGUCGCGUCUUUCGCCCUCACUGGGGAAAGCGGCGGUGGCGGCACCUUCGGAGGCUGAGCAGCUGAGCCGCGAGCCCGCCAGUGGGAGGUCGGACAGACUGACUGCAGAGCCGACAGACGGACGGACAGCGGGGCAGCCAGAGGGCUCGAGUCGCCUCGAGUUCCGCCAUGAGCUGGGGCACGGAGCUUUGGGAUCAGUUCGACAGCUUAGACAAGCAUACACAAUGGGGAAUUGACUUCUUGGAAAGAUACGCCAAAUUUGUUAAAGAGAGGAUAGAAAUUGAACAGAACUAUGCAAAACAAUUGAGAAAUCUGGUUAAGAAGUACUGUCCCAAACGUUCCACCAAAGAUGAAGAGCCAAGGUUUACUUCGUGUAUAGCCUUUUUUAACAUCCUUAACGAGUUAAAUGACUAUGCAGGACAGCGAGAAGUAGUAGCAGAAGAAAUGGCGCACAGAGUUUAUGGUGAAUUAAUGAGAUAUGCUCAUGAUCUGAAAACUGAAAGAAAAAUGCAUCUUCAAGAGGGACGAAAAGCCCAGCAAUACCUUGACAUGUGCUGGAAACAGAUGGAUAAUAGUAAAAAGAAAUUUGAAAGAGAAUGUAGAGAGGCAGAGAAGGCACAACAGAGUUAUGAAAGAUUGGAUAAUGAUACUAAUGCAACCAAGGCAGAUGUUGAAAAGGCUAAACAGCAGUUGAAUCUACGUACACAUAUGGCUGACGAAAAUAAGAAUGAAUAUGCCGCACAAUUACAAAACUUCAAUGGAGAACAGCACAAACAUUUCUACGUAGUGAUUCCUCAGAUUUACAAGCAACUACAAGAAAUGGAUGAACGAAGGACUAUUAAACUCAGUGAGUGUUACAGAGGAUUUGCAGACUCAGAACGCAAAGUUAUUCCCAUCAUUUCAAAGUGUUUGGAAGGAAUGAUUCUUGCAGCAAAAUCAGUUGACGAAAGAAGAGACUCUCAGAUGGUAGUAGACUCCUUUAAGUCCGGAUUUGAACCUCCAGGAGACUUUCCAUUUGAAGAUUACAGUCAGCAUAUUUAUAGAACCAUUUCUGAUGGGACUAUCAGUGCAUCCAAACAGGAAAGUGGGAAGGUGGAUGCCAAAACCACAGUAGGAAAGGCCAAGGGCAAGUUGUGGCUCUUUGGAAAGAAGCCAAAGGGCCCAGCACUAGAAGAUUUCAGUCAUCUGCCACCAGAACAGAGACGUAAAAAACUACAGCAGCGCAUCGAUGAACUUAACAGAGAACUACAAAAAGAAUCAGACCAAAAAGAAGCACUCAACAAAAUGAAAGAUGUAUAUGAGAAAAAUCCACAAAUGGGGGACCCAGGGAGUUUGCAGCCUAAAUUAGCAGAGACCAUGAAUAACAUUGACCGCCUGCGAAUGGAAAUCCACAAGAAUGAGGCUUGGCUGUCUGAAGUUGAAGGCAAAACAGGUGGAAGAGGAGACAGAAGACAUAGCAGUGACAUAAAUCACCUUGUAACACAGGGACGAGAAAGCCCUGAGGGAAGCUAUACUGAUGAUGCAAACCAAGAAGUCCGUGGGCCACCCCAACAGCAUGGUCACCACAGUGAGUUUGAUGAUGAGUUUGAAGAUGACGAUCCCUUGCCUGCUAUUGGACACUGCAAAGCUAUCUACCCUUUCGAUGGACAUAAUGAAGGUACUCUGGCAAUGAAAGAAGGUGAAGUUCUAUACAUUAUUGAGGAGGACAAGGGUGAUGGAUGGACAAGAGCUCGGAGACAGAAUGGUGAAGAAGGCUACGUUCCCACAUCAUACAUAGAUGUAACUCUAGAGAAAAACAGUAAAGGUUCCUGAAGAGGGUUUCUGAGGAAAUGGGCAAGAUGUUGAAGGAGGUUACAUGCAGCUGCUUUUGGGGGGAGGGUAUUAGAGUUGUCAGGCUCAGAGAGAGUGAGAGAAGCAAGUUGCAUGAGUGCAUGCAGACAUGAUUAUUUUUUUACUAACUUCAUUAGCAUUUCCGUACAUUGUUUUAAAAAAUCAUUGUAAUACCAACCCUUAAACUUGUCAAUUACAGUUAUUCACAUAAAGGAAAAAAGCCAACAAUGGCUAACCUUUUUUUUUUCCAUUUAUUUUACUGAUAUCCAAAUCAGAAAGAAUGCAGAGCUGUCCUUAAGUUUGUCAUAUCUGACUGUCCCAACAGGACUGUCCAUUGCAGCUCUUUUAAUUGGCUUUUAGACCCAUUGUCUGUUAGAAUCCUUGCCAUUUUUGACUGUUCCAACAGGACUGUCCAUCGCAGCUCUGUUUAAUUGGCUUUUAGACCCAUUGUCUGUUAGAAUCCUUGCCAUUUGUCAGUGUCUGCCUGCGUCACCUCUGUGCUUGCUUAACAUCCUGUUGCAUGUCUAGAGUGAUCGGGUUUAGAUUUUUCAGGCAUGUCUUUAUAAUCCCUUGUUCUUGUCAAAGCCUUUGUUUUGUUUUACAUUUGUAGUGCAAAUCACUUUGUCAAACAUCUCCAGCACUAAUGUUUCCAUCCUAGUAUUUGUGUACGCUGCUAUAACUUCCCCACUGCAAAACAUUCCAGUUUUGGCAUUAUGAAGAAGCAGUUUGUGAACCUGAAGUAUUUAUGAUCAGAAGAAAAAACAUCUCUGCUCUAGCCUACAGCCCAGUUGAAAGAACUCUUUGAAACAUGAUACAUCUUCAGCACCUCAGUCUGGGAAGAAUCUAUAGUCAGCACUGAAAUCCUGGCAUAAUAAACACAGAAGAUACUCACCACCUCAAGACAAAGGACUGUUGUCAGAAGUCAGCUGCUUCCAUUCAAACGCUGCCUUAAACUAGAGUGCCUAAAUCUGCUGAUUGCCAACACUACCACUACAGUAUCCCACAAAGGGCUUUAUGUGUCAGCUCAGUGCGACCUCCAUUAACUCGGCAGUGCUGCUAUAGCUGCCGAUACAACCUCGGUAGGUGGCUUUUAGAGCUCUACCAUGUUUGUUGGUGCAUCUUCAAAUUUACGCAUCAAACUAAAGACAUGUCUGAGUCCAUUUUACUUAGUGUUUUUAUGAGAAGUUUUAUGGACCUCCCUCCCAUUGUCUUCUAAUUUGGGGUUACUGUUUUCUCACUUAAUUAUUACAAUGAUAGUCUGUUUCCAAGUGAUGAUUUUAUUUGAACCACAUACAAUUUAGUGAAACUUUGUAAUGAUCUAUGUGCACUUUUCCUUGUAAAAUGGAAGUUUCUGUAUGUUUAUACUUGUAAAUAUAAUUGUCAUCAGUGCCCCUACGCUCAUGUUGCUCAUGUUGUCCUCCCUCGCAUUUGUGAUUCUGUUAAUGACUUGUAUCUUAACUAAUUUCUUAGUGACAUUUAAUGGGGAGGUGGGUGGGGGUGGGGGGAUAUUUGUAACAUGGAAGCUUCAUUAAUUUGAUUCUUUACUGUUUUGAAGGAAGAAAGAACGUGAAAUGGUCUGUGUAUUGUUGGAUUUCAAGCGAUAUUUUAGAAACUGUGUGACUGCUUUAAUAAUUUUUCCCAGUGUUAUUUGAAUCGUACUACCAGUUAUACUAAAGCUGAAUGACAAUUGUGUGAAAGUCGAUGCCUUCGUAAGAUCAAGUACUCCCAUUACACAGCUGACAUGAUAGUGUAUUACCUUUAAGGCUAGUAAACUAUGAAGUUUUAGAUUUUAAAUCUCGUUACAGGGUUAUUUAUAUAAAGUGACAUUAUUCAGUACUGACAGACUACAUAAAGUAGUUUUCAGAUCCAGUGCUAUUUUUAUUUUAAAGGUUAGCAAUGAAGAGGAAACCUGAGCUGGCUGUGUUUGUCUUCUGUACAAAGCCUGAGGUGCUUGUGCUUUUUGGCAACAGCCACAGAGGGCAAAGUUUAAGGCUUUCUUGUGAGGACUAACUGUUCUUUUCAAGCUACUGUUUGUUUUUCUUAAAGCAGGAUUUGCUUCCGUAGGAGGCAAGUUCCCUCACGUGGAAUAGUGCAACCUGUGUAUGGGUUAUUACAAUAGGAAAGACAUUUGUACUUGCACAGUUUAAAUCAUUCUUAAAUUUGACUAUGUGAAUUGUCCAAAAGAAGUCUUUAAUUUUUUCAGUAAUUUUUACUCUUUUUGUGCACAUGUUGAUUUCUUAAUGUAAAUGCUUUGUUUAAGAUAGUGUUCUCUGUUGAGAAUAUUUUCAUGGAAUAAAAUAAUCUUUUCAUGGUCA